Molecule: messenger RNA, 2637 nt
Organism: Chanos chanos (milkfish)
Lineage: Eukaryota; Metazoa; Chordata; Actinopteri; Gonorynchiformes; Chanidae
Gene: ehd1b
Product: EH-domain containing 1b
Exons: 5
Coding region: 382-1980 (532 amino acids)
Biological process (GO): endosomal transport; endocytosis
Cellular component (GO): cytoplasm; plasma membrane
Molecular function (GO): GTP binding; calcium ion binding; protein binding
Source: RefSeq, a predicted model, not a curated record
UCUAGGCUGCUCGCGCGAAGUUCAUCUGACAGGGGAAAGUCUGCAGUAAGUUAUAUUUUAGCGGAAAAAUAGUUUGUAUUGUAUUUAGGUGUAUGAAAGGAUCAUAAAAUAAUUAACUUACGUUUAAAGUGUAACGUUUAAUUGAAAUAAGUUGAAGAACAACUCUCCACGCAGGCAAUUUUAGUUUACAAUUGGGCAACCAGUCAGCGGCGUUACGUUACACUCUUCGGGACAAAGCUAGUGGGCUAACCAGCUAAAAUAACGGGACUCUUUGGAACUCUGUUUGGGGGCUUGCAUAGACAAGCACAAACGUCUGCUUUAUAUAACCAGCGACUUCUUAUUUUUCUUGAAUUAAGAUAAGUGUAUUUUAACGUCAGUAACAUGUUUAGCUGGGCAAACAAGGACGGGAAGAAAAAAGAUCCCGAAUUGUUUCAGACUGUGUCGGACGGACUGAGGCGACUUUACAAAACCAAAUUAUUCCCGUUGGAAGAUGCCUAUCGCUUCCACGAUUUUCAUUCACCGGCUUUGGAAGACGCAGAUUUCGAUAACAAGCCCAUGGUACUACUGGUUGGGCAGUAUUCAACAGGAAAAACUACCUUCAUUCGGCAUUUGAUGGAGCAGGAUUUCCCCGGCAUGCGCAUAGGCCCCGAACCGACCACCGACUCAUUCAUAGCGGUAAUGCAUGGCGAUCAAGAGGGACUGAUUCCAGGCAACGCUCUGGUAGUUGACCCAAAGAAGCCCUUCCGAAAACUCAAUGCCUUUGGCAACGCCUUCCUGAACAGGUUUGUGUGUGCUCAGAUGCCCAACCCAGUACUGGACAGCAUCAGCAUCAUUGACACCCCUGGAAUCCUGUCAGGAGAGAAACAGAGGAUUAGCAGAGGUUACGACUUUGCCGCUGUGUUAGAGUGGUUUGCCGAACGCGUGGACCGGAUCAUUCUGCUCUUCGAUGCCCACAAGCUCGACAUAUCCGACGAGUUCUCCGAGGUGAUCCGUGCCCUGAAGAACCAUGAGGACAAGAUGCGCGUGGUGCUCAACAAAGCUGACCAAAUCGGCACCCAGCAGCUGAUGAGGGUGUACGGCGCCCUCAUGUGGUCGCUCGGUAAAAUCGUCAACACCCCCGAGGUGAUCCGAGUUUACAUCGGCUCCUUCUGGGCCCAGCCUCUGCUGGUUCCGGACAACCGAAAGCUGUUUGAAGCGGAGGAGCAGGACCUGUUCCGUGACAUUCAGGGGCUUCCUCGGAAUGCCGCCCUGCGCAAGCUGAACGACCUCAUCAAACGUGCCCGUCUGGCCAAGGUCCAUGCUUACAUUAUCAGUGCCUUGAAGAAAGAGAUGCCUAACAUGUUUGGUAAGGAGAACAAAAAGAAGGAGCUGAUUGCUAACCUGGGAGAGAUCUAUGCCAAGAUUGAAAAGGAACAUCAGAUCUCCCCAGGAGACUUCCCCAAACUCGCCAAAAUGCAGGAAAUCUUAGCCGGCCAGGACUUCAGCAAGUUCCAGUCGAUGAAGCCAAAGUUGAUGGAGGCUGUGGAGGACAUGCUGGCCAAUGACAUUGCCAAGCUCAUGACUCUCGUGCGGCAGGAGGAGGCGGCCAUGCCCAGCCAGUCCGUCCAGGGUGGCGCCUUCGAGGGCACCAUGAACGGGCCUUUCGGUCACGGCUACGGCGAAGGCGCCGGGGAGGGUAUUGAUGAGCUGGAGUGGGUCGUGGCCAGGGACAAACCCACCUACGACGAGAUCUUCUACACCUUGUCCCCCGUCAACGGUAAAGUGUCCGGCGCUAUGGCCAAGAAGGAGAUGGUCAAGUCCAAGCUACCCAACACAGUACUCGGAAAGAUCUGGAAGCUGGCGGACGUGGAUAAGGAUGGCUUCCUGGAUGACGAGGAGUUUGCCCUUGCCAAUCACCUGAUCAAGGUGAAACUGGAAGGUCAUGAGCUCCCUGCAGAGCUGCCUGAACACCUGGUGCCUCCAUCCAAACGAGGACAGUAACCAUGACAGUAUGCCAGUAUGAAUCUAUGAGCCAAGCUACGCUGGGGGGAGUUUAAGGGUUGUGUGUUUAAGGGGAUAAUAACGGGGAUAUUAGUUAUGUCAGAGAGAUAUUGCAGAUACAAUAUAACUAAAUUACAUUUUGAUUAGUCAUUAAAAAAAAAAAAAAAAAAAGAAACCUAAAUAAACCAUAUUAACUUAUUCAUCACCGUGAUUUGCUACUUUCAUUAUUGUUUUCACAUACUCUCUUUCACUACUGGUCUUCCACACGAUGGCGGUGCAAUCUACUCUGGACCUGAAUUUAUUAAAACAAAUGCCUUUUAAUAUGAUCGCGUACUUUUUUUUUUUCCUCCAGAAUACAAAGACCAUGGUAUUGUGGAAGGCCAGAAGCCAGUUAAGAAAGGGAAAUGAGUGUGCCUUACUAUAUGAGCCAAAUCUUAAGUUAGUGUUGAAGUUACGUCAGGAAACACAACUGAGUUUUCUGUUGUGAGGAAAGGCCCUCAUAUUUUUCCAUGCCACGAUACCUCUACUUGUUUUGUUUUGUUUUUAAUUUUAAAUAUAGUUUUGAGGUUCUAGAUGCAAUUUAACAGAAAUUAAAUGUUUUCUUCUUAAGGAACUCUUUCUAGUUGUAGGAUUGAAGUUCCGUCUAACUGGGUCCAC